AUGUUUCCAAUACGCACAGCAGAAAGGCUAGUGUAUGUACGGUUUCCAUUUCUUUCCAGACAUCUGGCGACAAAACCUUCAGGAGCUAAGAAUGACACCACUCCUGCAACGAAUAAUUUAAAGCAGUCGAUAUCUUAUGAUGUUUCAAAUAAACAGAAGCUUUACCUUACAGAUCCCAUCUCACCAGGCUCUAUUUUUUUUUUACCAAAUGGUACUAAAAUAUUCAAUAAACUAAUCCAAUUUAUGAAACAACAACAAGGCCGUUUGAAAUUUGGAUAUCAAGAAGUAAUUACACCAUUAAUUUUCAAGAAAAGCUUAUGGGAACAAUCUGGACACUGGGAAAAUUAUAAAGAUGAUAUGUUUAAAGUCGAAGGAACUGAUGCGUCCAAGGAAAUUUAUGGUUUAAAACCAAUGAAUUGCCCCGGACAUUGCGUUAUCUAUAACAGAUUCGAUCAUUCAUACAACGAAUUACCAUUAAGAUAUAGUGAUUUUUCACCACUUCACAGAAAUGAAGCAUCAGGUGCACUUUCUGGACUGACUAGAGUGAGAAAAUUCCAUCAGGAUGAUGGUCAUAUAUUUUGUACUAAAGAACAAGUGGAAUCAGAAAUUUUAAAUUGUUUAAAAUUGGUUGAUUUAUGUUAUGGUAAAGUUUUCAAAUUUAAUAAAGACCCCACUACAAAUUACUCAAUAAACUUAUCAACUAGACCAAAAGAUCAUUAUAUCGGAGAACUUGAAACAUGGAAUCAUGCAGAAGGUGUAUUAAAGAAUGUUUUAGAGAAGUCCGGAAAAAAAUGGCAAUUAAAUGAAGGGGAUGGUGCUUUCUAUGGACCUAAACUUGAUAUCAUGGUUCCUGAUCAUACAGGCAAGUCUCAUCAAGUUGCUACCAUUCAAUUGGAUUUCCAAUUACCAAUAAGGUUUAAUUUAAAAUAUAAGGAUAGAGACAAUACGCAGAAGACUCCGAUUAUGAUCCACCGUGCUGUGUUUGGCUCAGUAGAAAGAUUCUUAGCACUAUUAAUAGAUCAUUACAAAGGUAAAUGGCCAUUCUGGUUGAACCCAUACCAAGCAAUGAUUAUUCCUAUAAAUACUAAGGACUCAAAUCAAAUCGAAGCCUGUCAGAGGCUUAAGAAACAAUUAGCCGGUGAAAAUGAACUCGAAGAUGAUACAGAUUUGACUCCUAUCCCGUUAAAUAAUUUCCGUUUUAACGUCGAUGUCGAUGAAAGAUCGGAACCAUUAGGAUAUAGAAUCAAGGAUGCAAUUUUAAAACAUUACUCCUAUUUAAUUAUUGUUGGCGAAGACGAAGUUAAAACAGGUAAAUAUAGCAUCAGAACAAGAGAUGAUAGAAAGUUAGACCAUUUAACAGGUAAAGAGAUAUAUGACAUGUUCUCUAUCCUAGAGAGAAAUUAUAAAUGA
This is a messenger RNA of Maudiozyma barnettii, 1410 nucleotides long. It is a transcript of the gene MST1, whose product is annotated as threonine--tRNA ligase MST1. Lineage: Eukaryota; Fungi; Ascomycota; Saccharomycetes; Saccharomycetales; Saccharomycetaceae. The transcript has a single exon. Gene Ontology annotation, molecular function: threonine-tRNA ligase activity; ATP binding. Gene Ontology annotation, biological process: mitochondrial threonyl-tRNA aminoacylation. The record is from RefSeq and is a predicted model, not a curated record. Bases 1 to 1410 code for a protein of 469 amino acids. Gene Ontology annotation, cellular component: cytoplasm.